Drosophila grimshawi is the source of this 1311-nucleotide messenger RNA. RefSeq names its product mitochondrial amidoxime reducing component 2. Gene Ontology annotation, molecular function: catalytic activity; pyridoxal phosphate binding; molybdenum ion binding. The coding region runs from base 154 to 1170 and encodes 338 amino acids. The transcript has 5 exons. NCBI's taxonomy places the organism in Eukaryota, Metazoa, Arthropoda, Insecta, Diptera, Drosophilidae. The record is from RefSeq and is a predicted model, not a curated record.
CGAUCAAAAACAGCUGUUUGACUGUCUGAAGCCACAAUUUACGUGCGCAAAUUCAUUUUAGUUUUUAUCAGCUUUUGUUUCAGAGCUUUUUAAUGGGAGAGCAAACAGUGUAAUCAAAGUACAAUCUGAAAAUUGAUAAGCGACUCACGUAAAAUGGACCCAAAAUCAAUUAGUUCCAGCUGGGGACUCUCCAAUAAGAUGCUGAUCGGUAUGAGCGUCGGCGUAGUCGUUGCUGGAGGGGCAGGGUAUUUAAUCUAUCGCCAUUUGCAUCGUGAUUUGAUGCCAGAGAAAUGGCGUCGCGUGGGCACCUUGCAGAAAAUUCACAUAUUUCCAGUUAAAUCGUGUGCUCCACUCCCUGUGGCCACCGAUCAGGAAUACGAUUGUGAUAUUCUGGGUAUUGGCAUUGGAAAUGUGCGGGAUCGGAAAUUUAUGAUAAUUACUAAUAACAACGAAAUGAUAACGGCUCGAGGUUAUCCGCAUAUGCUGCUCAUUCAGCCCAAGCAGUUGCCUAAUGGUUUGGUAUUCAGUGCACCGGGUAUGCCCGACUUGGAGCUGGAUUUUAAGGAGCUCGCGACGGGAUCGAAGGAUGUUGCCACAUCCGUUUGGGGCGUGGCCGUAGAUGUCAUGGUGUGUGGCACUCGGUUUGAUAAAUGGUUCUCGGAGUUCAUACUAAAAAAAGACUCGGGCCUGAAGCUAGUUUAUUAUCCAUACCCUGAGCCAGUGCGUGACACUGUUCCUCGACUUAAGCAUAUGCCUUUCCUGAGACAGAAGGAUUCAGGUACAUUUAAUGAUGCCACCAGCUACAUGAUGAUGAAUCAAUCAUCGAUCGACGAUUUAAACACGCGCUUAAAGCGCCCCGUCGAUGCACAGCAAUUUCGUGGCAACUUUGAUUUGAAAAUGGACGUGGACGAACCAUACGCCGAGGAUCAUUGGCAAUGGAUACGCAUUGGCGAUGAGACAGUCUUUCGAGUAGUUGCUCCCUGCACGCGUUGCAUCUUACCAAACAUUAAUGUGAAUACGGCGGAACGCGAUGUCGAUGGAGAGCCUUUGAAAACAUUACGCAGCUAUCGCUUGUUUGACUACCCAUCUCCGGCACUGGGAAUUCACUUGGGUAUCCGUCGCCAGGGAAUCAUUAAGGCAAAUGAUGUCGUUUAUGUUGAAGCCAAAUGAAAUAAAAACACAACUUAAGCGCAAUUAUGUAGAAAUAUACUUGUAUACAUUCAUCUUUCUUACAUUUAACAGAGAUUAUGGAUAGUAAGAAUGUGUAAUAAUAUGCAAAUAAACAUCGGCAUGAGCUAAUAACAAUGUAAA